AUGCGAAAGUUGGAAUGGGACGACAUGGGAGUGAAGAUUGAUGGCGGAACGAAUGCUGACCGAAUUCGACGGAACAUGUGGGUGCAUUGGUCUUCAGCUGAAUCUACAAAAGAGGAUGUUUAUGCGGAACGGAUGGAUCUCGGAUGCCCCAUUCACGCUCACCGGACGAACAUAUUCGAAUGCACCAGCUACGUUUAUCUGGGUCGGGAAUUGAACAUGAUGAACGACCUGACCCCCGAGUUGGGCAGAAGGAGACGAACGGCUUGGGAAGCAUACAAGAGCAUCGAGGAUGUAGUGAAGAAGACCAAGAACACCCGGCUCCGUGCUCACCUCUUCAACACCACCGUACUUCCUGCUUUGACCUAUGCUUCGGAAACCUUGGCAUUUCGCAAGCACGAAAAAAACGCGACCUUGCGUGUUGGUAUUCGGUCAAGGAACUCCUUGGUCUCUCUUGCGGAGCUGUAUCUCAAAACUGAGAAGAACUCUGACGAGUACGAUGGAGUACCAGCAAAGUUUGUUCGUCCACUUGAUCACCUUCUGCAAUCGGGGUGGACGAGCAACCGAUUGAACUCCUCGAUGAGUUCUGUUACCUGGGCUGAAUGCUGA
This is a messenger RNA of Necator americanus (New World hookworm), 606 nucleotides long. RefSeq lists its product as uncharacterized. Lineage: Eukaryota; Metazoa; Nematoda; Chromadorea; Rhabditida; Ancylostomatidae. Bases 1 to 606 code for a protein of 201 amino acids. The transcript has 3 exons. The record is from RefSeq and is a predicted model, not a curated record.